AAAUUACAAACACGAAUUAAUAAAACUCUGAUUAAAAUUGAAACACGUAGUUCAUGUAGUCUGACAACAUUUACAGGCGAAUUCAAGAAAGUAUUCAAAUAACUAUGUUUGCAGAAGUAGUAAUAUCACUACUCCUAGUUUGGCUUGUUUGGUUCUGUAUAACCACCUAUCUGGAAAGAAGAACACUCCCACCUGGACCAUUCCCAUUUCCAUGGAUUGGGAACCUACCAGUCUUACUAACAAACCCAGUCAAUCCAAUGAGAAUACUGAGGCAGAAGUAUGGGGAUAUUUUUACAUUAACAUUUGUCACAGGAAAUACUGUUUUUUUGAACAACGCCACUCUCAUGCAAGAAGCUAGGCUUACAAGAAAAGACGACAUAUUAGGCAUUUUGAGUGAAUACUUUUAUCCAAUAAAUAUCAUUGUGGGUUCAAAUGACUUAGUGUAUGCUGACUAUGGUACAGUAUAUUUGUUUCGUAGGAAAGUAUUCAUGUCAGCUAUGCAUGUGUUCGGAACAGGAAUUGAGAAAGCAGAAGAGAAAGUAGGGUUUGCUGUAAGAUCUGCUCUUGAAAGAAUUGAAUCACUGAACGGCCAACCGUUCUCAGCAAAGGACCUUGCAGCAUCCGCAAUUCUCAUUCAGCUUUGGGAAUGGAUCACGUCCAAAAAAGUAUCCUUUGAUGAUCCAACUAUUACAUCCUUAUUCGAGUUUCGUGAUAUACUUGUAAAACAAAGCUGGCAAAGUGCCCUGUACGAACUAUUGCCAUUUCAGUCUUACCUUCCCACAGAGUUUAAUCGAAACAUAAAACGAGCUCAAAGGAUUAAGGACAUGAUAUUUCCUCCGGAGUUUAAAACCCACAUGGAGUCAUACGUCCCAGGUGUUAUACGUGACAUGACGGAUAGUUUUAUUAGUGCGUAUGAAAAAGAGAUCGCGAAGGAGAAUGCCAAGGAUAUUGGAUCUAUAAAUGAUAUCCCCGGUUUAAUGUUGGACGUUGCUUUGGGUGGUUCGGAUACAACAUCUGCAACUAUUGCAUGGUUCAUUUUGUACAUGGUCUUAUAUCCAGACAUUCAGGCAAAACUCCAUGCCGAACUUGAUCAAGUGGUGGGUAAUGAGCGCUUGCCGUGCUGGGAGGAUGCUAAGGACAUGCAUUAUCUCCAGGCGACUUUAUGCGAAGUUCUUCGAAGGUCGACCCCGAUCCCAGCAGCACGUGCAAAUGCUAUCCGUGAUGUAACACUUGGCGGUUACCGAAUUCCCAAGGGAACGUUGGUGGUGUUUAAUUUAAGUGAAAUUCAUCUGGACAAGCGUGAAUGGCCUCAGCCUGACGAAUUUAUUCCAGAACGAUUUCUCAAUGGUGAUGGUAAUUUUGUUGGUUGGACCUCAUUUCAUGCUUUUAUGCCAUUCAGUCUUGGCCGCAGAAAAUGUGCCGGCAUGAGAUUUGCGAAGAUCAUGAUGUUUACAUUUACAGCUGCAAUGUUACACCAUUUCAAGUUCGAGCUACCCUACGGUGUAGAGAAACCAAGCAGCGAGCCUCCAGGGUUGCAAAUAAUUACAUCCCCAAAUGACUUUGAAGUUGUUGCAAAGAAACGGUGUUAAUUAGUUACAUAUAAGUAUAAGAGGAAUUUUUCAAAUAUGUAUGCUUACAUGAGAAAUUAAAAUUGAAUUCUUGCAAAA
Messenger RNA from Dendronephthya gigantea, 1667 nucleotides. Its product is annotated as cytochrome P450 2C31-like. Lineage: Eukaryota; Metazoa; Cnidaria; Anthozoa; Malacalcyonacea; Nephtheidae. Bases 105 to 1589 code for a protein of 494 amino acids. Gene Ontology annotation, molecular function: oxidoreductase activity, acting on paired donors, with incorporation or reduction of molecular oxygen; iron ion binding; monooxygenase activity. The record is from RefSeq and is a predicted model, not a curated record. The transcript is spliced from 2 exons.